Messenger RNA from Clupea harengus (Atlantic herring), 2333 nucleotides. RefSeq names its product zinc finger and BTB domain containing 8A (gene zbtb8a). NCBI's taxonomy places the organism in Eukaryota, Metazoa, Chordata, Actinopteri, Clupeiformes, Clupeidae. Gene Ontology annotation, molecular function: DNA-binding transcription factor activity, RNA polymerase II-specific; protein binding; RNA polymerase II cis-regulatory region sequence-specific DNA binding. Gene Ontology annotation, biological process: regulation of transcription by RNA polymerase II. The record is from RefSeq and is a predicted model, not a curated record.
AGUGAUUCAGGUAUUUACUUGAUUCAAAAAGGACACUUGUGCUUUAAGUGGCUUCUUGGCCCUUGGGCACUCUGAACACCCACGUCAGCACAGCCUUUUUUUUCCCCUCUCAACAAGCGGGUUUCGGUCUUUAGGGCUGAGCAGGAAGUGGAUGUUUACCCAGAUCGGUAAAGCCACGACAAUAUAGCUAAAGUGUCCAGAAAUGGAGAUGGUUUGUGAAAUUGGGACAAACAGACCAUCAGGCGAGCCAGGUCGCCAGUAUCCACAGAGGUGGUCCAGAGUAGACAUAACGACAAGCCAUCAGAGCAGCCUGCUGAAGCAGCUGGACCAACAGCGUCGACAGGAGCUCUUUUGUGACUGCAAUGUGCUGGUAGAGGGCCACCUUUUCAAGUCUCAUCGCAAUGUGCUCUUUGGUAGCAGUGGCUAUUUCCGUAUGUUGCUCUCACAGGGAGCUAAGCACUGCACUGAGCCAGCCAGCGCCUCGUUCGACGUCUUCAGCCCCGAGACCUUCACUGUCAUCCUGGACUUUGUCUACUCUGGACUUUUGGAGCUCUCCAGCAGUAAUGUCAUCGAAGUGAUGUCAGCUGCCAGCUACCUACAGAUGAACGACGUCAUCGCCUACUGUAAGGACUUCAUCAAAUCCUCACUGGAGAUCAGCGCCAAGGAAGAUGACGACCGCUACCUCUGCUUGUCAGAUAGUAGCAUGGGCCAUGAGCGCGGUGGUGAUGUGGAGCAGACUGGACCUUGUUCCCUUAACGCUCAGCCCACAAUUUGGGCCGAGGAUGACAUACAGUCCAAGGAAUACCAGGUUGACAUCAGCCCAGAUGUAACCCUACUGCCGCCGAGCCCAGCCCAGCAGCCGAUUAUGGUGGAAACAGAGCUGGAACCAGACCAAGAUAUGCAACACCAGUUUACCACCCUUGUCCCAGAGCGCAGAAGGAGGGGUGCACCCAAGAGGAAAGCCAGCGCAGGGCGCUCAACUGCCAGUGACGAAUCCCCAAUUGACCUCCAGGUGGCAGCCUCACACAGUGCACAGAAAGCAGAUGAACUCUAUGCCACGCUACCUACCAUUGUUGGAGUUGUAGGAGUCUUCAGUAAAGACUCGAACCCUUCCAUGCGUUUCAAGUGCCCCUUUUGCACGCACACGGUGAAAAGGAAGGCUGACCUGAAGAGGCAUCUCCGUUGUCAUACGGGCGAACGUCCUUACCCUUGCCAGGCGUGUAACAAGCGUUUUACUCGGCUCGAGCAUCUGCGCAGCCAUUUUGAGACGAUCCAUCAGGCGCGUAAGCUGGUGUGCCGUAAGUGCAAGCGCCAUGUGACGGACCUGAGCGGGCGUGUGGUGUGUGAGGGCUCGCGGCGCUAUCGGCUGUGCAGCAUCUGCAUCCAGGAAACUGGCUACAGUGGCAUGACUCUGGAGGAUGAGGAGGUGGGGCAGCAGCAGCAUGCAGCCACAGAUGAACCAGGGCUGCUUUUGGGGGUGGACGAGGCAGAGGGGGAGAGCCAAGACCCCAGCUGGGUCAUCACGGAUGAUGACGACCUGGCCGAGGACUCUGGCGCCGACCUGAUCAUCCAGGAGGUGGACGACAGUGAUGAAGAGCUGGACGAAAAACAGGACUGAUUGUAUGCCUAUGUGAUGCUGAAAUUCCGCCGCUGAAGAUGAGCGAAAGAACAGUGUGGUCAUGCAUCUGUGUGGGGCCAUACGAUUUUGAAUGUGAUGAGCUGCUGGGGGAGAGAUGUAUGUAGUUGAAAAUGCAUGUCAUGGGACCUGAUAAUUGCAAAGACAUAAAUAAUAUGUUGAAGAGCAAAGAUGCAAUUUCGAUAACGGGUGAAGCCCUUAUUAUUUUGGUAAACAAGAUUUAAAUUAUUUUAUAAUCAUAACUUUACAGUUGGAUUGACCACUUUUGAAUCUGUUGUUGCAAAACAUCAACAACAACAUCAACAUUUUGUUUUAGGAAUAUCUGAAACGCACAUAUCACAGACUAUCGAUAGAUUAGCAUACAGCCUACAAUUAUUGCAUGCAUGUCUUCCUUGAUCGAAGCCAAACGUUUCUUAAUGUACUCGGUUUCCUCUGUUUCUGAGGAGAGACAUUAAAAAGCUCACCCAAAUGUAAUGGCCUUGUGCAAAAUGGUGAAAAAAUUAAAAUGACGGGUAGUUUUGGUUAUUAGGGUGCAUUAAACUGUCCUCUAUAGAUAGCUGCCUGAGUUUUAUACAUAGUUUCCACUUCUUCAACUAGGCCAAGUAAAAUUAUUGUUGUUUCUGCUGAUAAUUAUGUUUAUUUAUUAUCUUUGAAGUCAUAUACUUUUAUAUGCAAUAAAAUAUUUUUAUACUCUGCA